Messenger RNA from Chrysemys picta bellii (western painted turtle), 3300 nucleotides. It is a transcript of the gene NARS1, whose product is annotated as asparaginyl-tRNA synthetase 1. The record is from RefSeq and is a predicted model, not a curated record. Gene Ontology annotation, molecular function: nucleic acid binding; ATP binding; asparagine-tRNA ligase activity. Lineage: Eukaryota; Metazoa; Chordata; Testudines; Emydidae. Gene Ontology annotation, cellular component: cytoplasm. Gene Ontology annotation, biological process: asparaginyl-tRNA aminoacylation.
AAUGAGCUCCCCGCGCCGGGGCGGGGCUGCGGCUCGGCCCGGCCGCAGACUGAUGCAAUCCCGCUGCCGGAGCGCUGGGGAGCCGCUUGCUGCAUAACCCGCUGCUGGGCCGGGCGCACGAGGAGGCUCCGCUGCCGCCAUGUCUGCGCUGCUCAUCCAGGAGACGGGCGAGCUGGCCCUGGGAGAGAUGUAUGUUUCUGAACGCGAGGGCUGCGAUUCUACUGGCGAUGGAACAGAGAAGAAGCCUUUCAAAACAGCUCUGAAGGCUUUGAUGACAGCAGGAAAAGAACCAUUUCCUACUAUUUAUGUGGACUCGCAAAAAGAAAAUGAGAGAUGGGAUGUUAUUUCUAAGACACAAAUGAAGAAUGUAAAAAAAACAUGGCAAAGAGAACAAAUGAAGCAUGAAGCUAGGGAGAAGAAAGAGGCAGAAGACAGUUUGCGACGAGAGAAGAACCUGGAGGACGCUAAGAAAAUUACCAUCAAGAAUGAUCCCAGUCUUCCAGAGCCUAAAUGCGUGAAGAUUCGUGCUCUAGAGGCACACAGAGGCCAACGAGUGAAGGUUUUUGGCUGGGUCCACAGGUUACGUAGACAAGGAAAAAAUUUGAUGUUCCUUGUGUUAAGGGAUGGCACAGGAUUUCUGCAGUGUGUCCUGUCAGAUGAACUGUGUCAGUGUUACAAUGGAGUGAUCCUCUCUACGGAGAGCAGUGUGGCAGUGUAUGGUACACUAAACCUUGUUCCUGAAGGCAAGCAGGCUCCAGGGGGCCAUGAGUUGAGUUGUGACUAUUGGGAGCUGAUUGGUCUGGCUCCAGCUGGAGGGGCUGAUAACCUGAUCAAUGAGGAAUCGGAUGUUGAUGUGCAGCUUAACAACAGGUAUAUGAUGAUCCGAGGAGAGAACAUGUCCAAAAUCCUCAAGGUUCGCUCGGUGGUCAUACAGUGCUUCAGGGAUCACUUUUUUGACAAUGGAUAUUACGAAAUCACUCCACCGACGCUAGUCCAAACGCAGGUUGAAGGAGGCUCCACGCUAUUCAAACUGGAUUAUUUUGGCGAAGAGGCAUACUUGACACAGUCAUCCCAGCUGUACCUGGAGACCUGCAUUCCUGCGUUAGGAGACACGUUUUGUAUCGCCCAGUCAUACAGAGCUGAGCAGUCCAGGACGCGCAGACACCUGUCAGAAUAUACUCACAUUGAAGCUGAAUGUCCUUUCAUGACCUUUGAAGACUUGUUGACCCGUCUGGAGAAUUUGGUGUGUGAUGUAGUGGAUAGAGUCUUGAAAUCGUCUGUAUCAACCUUCCUAUAUGACCUAAACCCGGACUUCCAGCCCCCCAAACGACCUUUCAAACGAAUGAACUAUACGGAUGCCAUUACAUGGCUAAAGGAACACGGUGUGAAGAAGGAAGAUGGCACUUACUAUGAAUUCGGAGAAGAUAUCCCAGAAGCUCCCGAGAGAAAGAUGACAGACACCAUUAAUGAACCAAUUUUGCUGUGUCGAUUUCCUGCAGAGAUAAAGUCCUUCUACAUGCAGCGUUGUCCUGAGGAUUCCCGGCUUACUGAAUCUGUUGAUGUAUUGAUGCCAAAUGUUGGUGAGAUUGUUGGAGGCUCAAUGCGUAUCUGGGACAGUGAUGAGCUACUAGAGGGUUAUAAGCGGGAAGGUAUUGACUCCACACCUUACUACUGGUAUACAGAUCAGCGUAAAUAUGGCACAUGCCCUCAUGGUGGGUACGGCUUGGGCUUAGAACGCUUCUUAACAUGGAUUCUGAACAGGCAUCACAUCCGUGACGUAUGUCUGUACCCACGCUUCAUCCAACGCUGCAAACCUUAACCACUUCCUCAGGAGAAAUUCAACAGAAAAUCAAAGCAACUUCUAAAAUCCUACAUGUGAGGGGGGGAACAGUGCACUAUGUCAUCCUACAGUCCGUCUAAAGGCAAGAGCUAUUGCUCCUUGUUGCUUGAGCCAUAAAGUAGUACAAUUUUACUAAAACAACUAUCUAAUGUAGCAGCUGAAAAGGUGAAAUUUUGCUUAUUUGGAAGGUAAAAUCACUUCUAAAAAUCUACAGAAAAAUUGCUAUUUUGUCAUUUUAAAAACACCAUCUGGUUGGGGCAUUGCAGCUUUUAGCUCAUAGCAAAGUUUUCAUAUUAGAUUGAUAUUUGAAACUUGCUGUGUGUACAAUACUUAACAUGCGACAUUUAUUUCUCCUCUGACUUUAACAUUUAAUCUGUAUGUAUCUUAAAACAUUGGGGCACUUGAUUUUCUUUUAAAGGUAAUUUGGUUUAUGUUCUAUCUGUGGCUUGGGGGUUGUUUUGGUUAAAUUUAAAGGCAGAUCAUUUAAAGUUACAAAUACUGUUGUGUAUUAAUAUGAGAGUGUUCAACACAAGUUUAAUAAAGAUGGAAUCAUGUAAACUGUUAAAAAUACAAUGUUAGAACAUUUGGGCCUUCACUUACCCAAGCAAAACUCUCUCUGCAGUCAGAAGGAGUGUAGAAUUGAGCACAUCCUCCUAAUACAAAAAGAUCUGCUUUCUUUUGUCAGAGUUCAUUCAUUUGGAAAUGAUGACUUCAGUUUUGCAAGGUGCAGAGCACCCUCUGCUGCUUUUGAUGUCUGCCAGAGAUCAGCAGGCUACACCUUGCAGAACUGGGCCCCUUAACAGGACCAGCCCUUUUACAGCCUACAUGCUGAAAUAGAGCGAGGUGGAUGUGUUCUUAGAAUGUUGUGUCUAGCUUCUCCUGUACACCUGCAUGUUUGAGCUCCCUUCAUCAGUUGGUCACUGUUGCUUGACACAUAGGAAGAAAACUGAAUUUUAAAGACACUGAUACAAUUUGGUAACUUUGUUAACUGAAAUAGUUUAAUUUCAGCAUUCUAUGAUUAUUUGGAUUAGUGUCCUCUUUAAGAGUAUUUUAAUCUAAGGAGCAUAUUUUCAUAGGUCAGUAAUGUCUUGUCUCCCAGGUGGCUCUGUACUGACUAAAGUUUGGGUAAUGGGCUCAGUGUACUGUUUCUGCUUCUCCUCUGUGGGUUCCCUCAAUGAUUGUAAUCAACUGUUACUUAAUUAUUAAGUGUUUUGAGCUGUCAGAAUGCAUUUUAGUCAUAAAUUAGAUUAAAUCUUACUGGAACAAAUAGUAGGUGGAUUAUUUGAGACCUACUUGGAUACUUGCCUUGGGACCUAGUCUGGACUUUUCAUCUACGCUGUAUUUGUAAACUGUUAAACUUCACAUUUAUGUAGCAAAACUUUGUUUUUCCUUUUAGAAUUUUGCAUGUUGCACAAUCAGUCCAAUCUGCCAGUCAAUAAAUUUAACAUAACAUACAAAAA